UUGCAGUCAAGAAAGCUUUAAAUCGAAAUUCUGUCAUAUUCUCGGUGAUUUUGGUAGAGGCUGAGAGACCAUACUGGGAUGGAUGAAUAGCGGAUCCUGGAUGACCACGCAGGUAUUGGGGAUCGGGUGGCUCCCUCGGAGAGGAGCCCCCAGAUGCAGUCGCCUCGUCAUUGAACCCGCGACGUGAUGUCACCGCGCAUGCGCACACGCGGCGCGCGAGGAACAAUAAAAUCCCGCGCGGAGAAGGCCCGGCUCCCGCUCGCCCUCUCCUCGCUUUAGCGCCCACAAGCUCCAUUAUUGAUCUUCCGCGCUCUCCAGCUCUCCCUGUCACUCUCCCGCACUCUCGUCUCUCUUCAGCGCCCCCACCCAGUUCUCUCCCGAUGUGUCCCGCUCUUUUCAACUCUCCCUGAAGCUCCCGCCCGAUAACUCUCCCGCCAUCUGCGUCCCGCUUCUCUCUGCCGGCAGCCCCUCCUUGGCCUCAGGCCGCGACCAGGGUCCCCUCUCCCCAGUCGCGGGUCCGCGGUCUCCGUCAUCCCUGUAGUCCCCUCGCUGCGCCUAGGUUCUCUCAGACCCAGUCGUCGUAGGCCUCAGAUUUCACUGGUGGGCCUAGGGCCCUCCGGUGGUCUCAGGGUCCCUCAGGGCCCCGGCCAUGGCCCCCGUGGACCGCUAUUCGCUGCGGGUGAGCGCAGCGGUGGCGCAGGGCGGCAGGAGGUACAUGGAGGAUGCGGCCAUGGUGGUUCGGGAGAGGCUGAGGGGCCAAGAGGUCACGUUCGUCGCGGUGUUUGACGGCCACGGAGGUUCCGAGGCGGCGCUGUUCGCGAGGCAGCACCUGUGGGCCGCGCUCAGGAGGGACCGGCAGCUGCUGUCGCCGCAGCCCGAGCGCGUGUGCGGGGCCCUCAGGAAGGCAUUCAUCGCCACACACCGCGCCAUGUGGCACAAGCACCCCGAGUGGCCACGCACGGUGAGCGGCCUCCCCAGCACGGCGGGCACCACGGCUACUGCGCUGCUGUUCCGGGGCUCCCACCUCUACGUGGCGCACGUAGGGGACUCGGGGGCGGUUCUGGGAGUGCGGGGGGGACCCAGCGGGACCCUGCAGGCCGUCGAGGUGACGCGCGAUCACAAGCCCGAGUGUCCACGAGAAAAGGAGCGCAUCGAGCGCCUGGGCGGCAGGGUGGUGAGUAAGGCCGGUGUGGAGCGCGUCGUGUGGACCAGGCCGGUGCUUGCCCACACGGGGCCCGUGCGACGCAGCACGGCCGUGGACCACAUCCCCUUCCUCGCCGUGGCACGCGCCCUCGGGGAUCUGUGGAGCUACGAUUUUGGCCGCGGGGAGUUUGUGGUGUCCCCGGAGCCAGAUGUGUCAGUGCGGACCAUCGACCCGAGUCGUGACGCCCUCAUUGUCCUGGCGAGUGACGGCGUUUGGAAUGUUUCGUCGCCCGCCAGCACCGUCAGCACCUGUUGGGACGAGUGCGAGCGCCGCGGAGGGGUGGAGCGGGAAGGAGCGCCGUCCCUGGCCGGCCUGCUUGUGUCACACGCCCUAGCUCGGUGGCGCGGGCGCAUGCUGCGUGCCGACAACACCACGGCCAUCGUGAUCCGCGUACUUCCGGCCUCACCACAGGGCGAACGUGGCCCGGCCGCCCCCCUCUCCCUCCUCCUGCCCCCCCCACAGGGCACAGAUUUCGACAGUGGCCGGGAACUGGCCAUGACCAUCUCUGAAGAGGCCUGCGAUGAGGGCCUCGAUGCUGGAGAAGAGGAUCUCACCGGGGGAGGGGUUGGGCUCGUUGCCUGUGCCGCCGUGUGCCGUGAGAAGCGGAGUUCCGGGCACGUGCAUGACGUUGAGCUCACUACGGCGUCCGCGCGUCCAUCCCGUCUGGGUUCGACGAGGCCUUCGCAGGGCCCCCCGGCCCCCCACGACGGGGCGGCCACUGCCGUCACGUUAUUAGACAGAUGGGGCACGGAGCCCCCCUCCCCGUCGGCCGUGAGGUCCUUCGGCCCCCUUUCCACCACGUGUGCGCGGGUCAAGGGAACCCUGGGGGAGUCGAGCGUCCCCAACUCGGCCCUCCCUGCCAAGAGUCCCCGGUGGGGGGAGGCGGGGGGCGCCGGGGGGCCCAAGCCUAGAUUGGCGGGGGGAGGCGGCAGCACCGCCGCUGGGCGUCGGUGGCGGCGCCGGCCACGCAGGGUAAACGGCGCGGCCGCCCGGUGCGCCCGGACGCUCCCCGUCGCCACUACGAAGACAACAGCGAUCGGCGUGCGAUAGGGAUCACCGGAAGGGGUCAACGAGAGGGUUCGGUGAUGGGAGUCAGUGGGGGUCAACUGCCAGGGGUCACGUUCCACCUGGUGGAGUGGAGGGGUAGCUGUCGUGGUGCUCAAGGCUCUUGUCCCCACUCUUUUAAUCGGUUGCUGUGUGCUGUGGGAGAGUGUUGCUACGGGUUGAGUUGUCGUGAGAUGUAGGUGUCAUCUGCCUCGUUUAUAAUUUCUAUUUGUUCAAAUGGAUGGGACGAACAAACGUGUGAAAACGCAUCUCAAGGACGAGAUGAAAAGUUAUCAUACUCGUGUCUUUUAUAUUUGUUCGGACUAAAUGCAUUUUUGUUGCAGUGAAAUGAAGUUUAAAUAAAUUACGCGUGACGGCUCACAGCAAAUUACUCCUAAUUGAGACGCUAAUGUUAUUGGCAGAAAGUGCCCGUGACAGAUAAUUCCUCUUGAAAACGGUGAAACUCGUUCAACUUUGGGUGGCAGCGCGGUGGAAACACUCGUGGCCCAUAGAAGUACCUUGGUUUGACUCCUGACUCGGGUGCCUCUGUGUGGAGUUUGUAUGUUCUCCCUCUGUUCUGCAUGAGUUUCCUCCAGGUUCUACUUCCAUAGCUAAAAUAAAAAAAAAACAUACAAUGUAAGCACCUCUAAUGAGCAUGGUUGGGUAUGUACGGUGCAAAAGAAGUUCGACAUAGAGUAUUGGCCAAACAAUGCAGAAAAAUCACCUUCAAAUUGGGAUCGCACAAAGCAACAUCACCCCAAACUGACAAAUUUGCAGGACCCUCCUGAAAAAAAGUAUUAAGCCUUGGAUGGGAUAUUCUGGGUAAACGGGGGUAAUUAUAAAAAUAAUAUUUGUACCUUUUAUCCUUUCCAUUUAUUUUGUCAUUUUAAAAGCAGUGCGAGUCGUUACUGUCGUGAUGGGUGCUGCAGGCCCUGUGCCAUGCCUCAAUAAAAGUUUCUUCUUUCUCCA
Molecule: messenger RNA, 3217 nt
Organism: Petromyzon marinus (sea lamprey)
Lineage: Eukaryota; Metazoa; Chordata; Hyperoartia; Petromyzontiformes; Petromyzontidae
Product: protein phosphatase 1D-like
Biological process (GO): protein dephosphorylation
Molecular function (GO): protein serine/threonine phosphatase activity; cation binding
Source: RefSeq, a predicted model, not a curated record